AUGAACAUCGCACAGCGGUUGUCAUCGCUGGAGUGGCACGACAGGCUGAACAUGGACCUCAGCAUCCUAAGAAUUUAUAUAUGCUUAUCGGCGGCUUUCAUCGUCGUCUUCAUUUUCGGACUUGCUUUCUAUCGACUCUACCUCAGCCCCUUAGCUAAAUUCCCUGGUCCUCGGUUGGCCGCUGCGACGGGGCUCUAUGAAACUUACUAUGAUGUUGUUCGUGAUGGUCAAUUUUCCUCGCACAUCGAGCGUCUGCAUCAGACAUAUGGUCCGAUUGUGCGCAUCAAGCCAUGGGAACUUCACGUGAAAGACCCGGACAACUACAACACGCUGUACGCAGGAGUAACGCGAAAGCGAAACAAGGACAGCUGGUUCUCGUUUGCGGGAUGGCCUGAUUCAAUCUUCUCAACCAAUGGACACGCGUUGCAUCGCUCCCGACGAAGCGUGUUGGCACAGUUUUUCAGAAGGCAGGCAAUCCUGGAUGUGCAACCGCUUAUUCGGGACAAUAUCCAGGCUUUGUGUCGUCAUUUUCGCAAAGCGCAAGCGGGGUACCAUAGUUUAGAGCUCUAUACUACGUUUUUUUGUUUUACGAGUGAUACUAUAUCGCAAUAUGCUUUUGGGAAACAGAAUGGCUUUCACUAUUUAGGUGAGGCCGAGCUGGAUGUGGCUUGCAAGUCAAAAGCGCAUUCUAUCUUUGAGCUUUCUCAGAAGACAAGACAUUUCCCCUGGCUUUGCAAGCUGGUGCACUUCUGCCCUUGGCCAGCAUUACUUAUGAAUGCUGAUUUUGCUAGGGUCUAUGCCCAGGAAAUGGAAGUUCAAAGUAUGGUUCGCAAGGCCAUACUGGGACGUGGUAAGGGGUGCAGCGAGAAGCCCAAGCCAAUCUAUCCUGCAAUCCUGAAUAACGAGAAAGUACCUGAGGAUGAGAAAAGGCUCGCCCGCCUAACUGAUGAUGCGAUUUUCUUGGUACAAGCCGGUACCGAUGCGCCAGGAAGAGCAUUGGUUUUGACUUUAUAUUACAUUCUGCGAGAUCCAGAGGUGCAUAAGAAGCUUCGCUCUGAGUUGUGUGCUGCUUGGCCAGAUGCGACAAUGGAGCCAGGACUUAUAGCUUUGGAACAGUUGCCUUAUUUUACUGCCGUGUUGAAGGAAGGACUUCGAUUAUCCUCUCUCGUCAGCACACGUCUUCCACGUGUCGCACCGGAUGAGGAAUUGCAUUUCCAUGGAUACGAAAUCCCACGCGGAGUUCCCGUGAGCAUGACCACCUUUUUUAUCCUCCGUGAUCCAAAGAUCUUUCCCGAGCCGUUACAAUUCAUCCCCGAGCGCUGGCUUCUGGAGCCAGAGGACUUGCGAAAGUUGGAGCGGUACCUAGUUCCAUUUUCCAAAGGGACCUUGGGGUGUAUGGGCCAAAGUAUGGCUUGGGCAUGGCUGUAUAUGGUGCUUGGGACACUCCUGCGAAGGUUUGAGAUGAGACUCUAUGAUACGACGGAGCGUAACGUAACUCCAGUCAGGGAUAAAUUUCUCUGGCAGACGGAGCCUGGACUGAAUCGGGUUCAGAUCAAGGUGUUAAGGGAGUAUUCAUAA
Molecule: messenger RNA, 1578 nt
Organism: Aspergillus tubingensis
Lineage: Eukaryota; Fungi; Ascomycota; Eurotiomycetes; Eurotiales; Aspergillaceae
Product: cytochrome P450
Exons: 5
Coding region: 1-1578 (525 amino acids)
Molecular function (GO): iron ion binding; monooxygenase activity; heme binding
Source: RefSeq, a predicted model, not a curated record